Molecule: messenger RNA, 13759 nt
Organism: Labrus bergylta (ballan wrasse)
Lineage: Eukaryota; Metazoa; Chordata; Actinopteri; Labriformes; Labridae
Source: RefSeq, a predicted model, not a curated record
AUGGGAAACGCUGCCAUGUGUAAGGUGUGUGGCUCAGAGAAGGGCCUGAGGACCAACAGGAGUCUGUCUAACCUGGACCAGAACACUUGGCCCGACUACUACUGUGAGGAGCACUUUCCUGUGCAGCCUCCACUGAUGCUGACAGAUUAUAAAAAUGUACUUCUCCUUUUUCUCUUCCAGUCCGACAGUAACACCAGUUUCCUGCGAGCAGCGAGGGCAGGAAACAUAGACAAGGUUUUGGAAUAUCUGAAAGGAGGAGUGGACAUCAGCACCUGCAAUCAGAAUGGUCUCAAUGCUCUUCACCUGGCAGCAAAGGAGGGACAUUUGGACCUGGUCCAGGAGCUCCUGGAUAGAGGGGCAGCAGUGGAUUCAGCUACAAAGAAAGGAAACACAGCUCUUCACAUAGCCUCUCUAGCCGGUCAGGCUGAAGUGGUGAAGACCCUGGUGAAACGAGGAGCUGACAUCAACGCACAGUCCCAGAAUGGGUUCACUCCUCUGUACAUGGCGGCUCAGGAGAAUCACAUGGAUGUGGUGCGAUAUCUGCUUGAGAAUGGAGGAAACCAGAGCACGGCUACAGAGGAUGGCUUCACCCCUCUGGCCAUCGCCCUCCAGCAGGGCCACAACCAGGUGGUGUCUGUGCUACUGGAGAACGACACUAAAGGAAAGGUCCGGCUUCCUGCUCUGCACAUCGCCGCACGCAAGGACGACACCAAGUCAGCCGCCCUGCUGCUUCAGAACGACCACAACGCUGAUGUCCAGUCGAAGAGUGGAUUCACCCCGCUGCAUAUCGCUGCCCACUACGGCAACGUCAAUGUGGCCACGCUCCUGCUGAACCGAGGGGCGGCGGUCGACUUCACGGCAAGGAAUGGGAUCACUCCUCUACACGUGGCGUCCAAACGAGGAAACACAAACAUGGUGGGUCUCCUGCUGGACCGAGGAUCACAGAUUGACGCUAAAACACGGGAUGGUCUGACUCCUCUUCACUGUGCGGCUCGGAGCGGGCAUGAUGGGUCUGUGGAGCUGCUGCUGGAGAAAGGAGCGCCGAUGCUGGCCAGGACCAAGAAUGGGCUGUCUCCUCUUCACAUGGCGGCUCAAGGCGACCACGUGGAAUGUGUCAAACACCUGCUGCAGCACAAGGCUCCUGUUGAUGAUGUCACACUGGAUUACCUGACAGCGCUGCACGUGGCGGCUCACUGCGGUCACUACAAAGUCACCAAACUGCUGCUGGACAAGAGGGCCAACCCCAACGCCAGGGCGCUGAACGGCUUCACUCCUCUGCAUAUAGCCUGUAAGAAGAACCGAGUGAAAGUGAUGGAGCUGCUGGUCAAAUAUGGAGCCUCUAUUCAGGCGAUAACUGAGUCUGGUUUGACUCCCAUCCACGUAGCCGCCUUCAUGGGUCACCUGAACAUCGUCCUGCUGCUGCUGCAGAACGGAGCCUCGCCGGACGUCAGCAAUAUUCGUGGAGAAACGGCGUUACACAUGGCAGCCCGGGCAGGUCAGGUGGAGGUGGUGAGAUGUCUGCUGAGGAACGGAGCCAUGGUGGAUGCUAGAGCACGGGAGGACCAGACUCCGCUCCAUAUCGCCUCCCGUCUGGGUAAAACUGAGAUUGUUCAGCUGCUGCUGCAGCACAUGGCUCACCCUGAUGCAGCCACAACAAACGGCUACACCCCCCUGCACAUCUCUGCCCGGGAGGGGCAGGUAGAGACAGCAUCUGUCCUGCUGGAGGCCGGAGCUUCACACUCACUGGCCACAAAGAAAGGUUUCACUCCUCUGCAUGUGGCCGCUAAGUACGGGAGCCUGGAUGUAGCCAAACUUCUGCUGCAGCGUCACGCUCCGCCUGAUUCUGCGGGAAAGAACGGCCUCACCCCGCUCCAUGUUGCAGCACAUUAUGAUAACCAGAAAGUGGCGCUCCUGCUUCUGGACAAAGGAGCGUCCCCGCACACUAUGGCCAAGAACGGCUACACCCCUCUCCACAUCGCUGCCAAGAAGAACCAGAUGGAAAUCGCGACGGUGCUGCUGCAGUACGGAGCCGAGACCAACAUCCUGACCAAGCAGGGCGUCACCCCGCUCCACCUGGCCUCUCAGGAGGGACAUGCCGACAUGGCCGCCCUGCUCAUCAGCAAGGAGGCGCAGAUCAACGUCGCCACCAAGAGUGGCCUCACUGCUCUCCAUCUGGCAGCUCAGGAGGAUAAAGUGUCCGUCGCAGAGAUUCUUGCCAGGAACGGAGCCAACCUCGACCAGCAGACCAAAUUGGGAUACACCCCGUUAAUUGUAGCAUGUCACUAUGGAAACGCCAAGAUGGUCAGCUUUCUGCUUCAGACCGGAGCCAGUGUUAAUGCAAAAACGAAGAACGGAUACACACCCCUCCAUCAGGCAGCGCAGCAAGGAAACACACACAUCAUCAACAUACUGCUGCAGAACGGCGCCAAGCCCAAUGCUAUCACUGUGAAUGGUAACACCGCUCUGGGCAUCGCUCGACGGCUCGGUUACAUCUCCGUGGUCGACACGCUGAGGGUCGUCACUGAAGAGAUCAUCACCACGACAACGACGGUGACGGAGAAGCACAAGCUGAACGUGCCGGAGACCAUGACUGAAGUGCUGGAUGUGUCUGAUGAAGAGGGUGAUGACACGAUGACAGGUGAUGGAGGAGAGUACCUGAGGGCCGAGGACCUGCGAGAGCUCGGAGAUGACUCGCUUCCCGGACAGUACAUGGAUGGAAUGAACUACCUCCGCUUCAGCCUGGAGGGGGGACGCACUGACAGUUCCGACCGGUCGUUCACGCCCACCCACCACAGCUACUACUCCCCCAAACAUGAUGGAAUCAUGGAUGAGAUACUCAACUGUCAGGUUUCUUCACUUGGCAGAGAGAACGAGAGGGAUUCGUACCGCCUGAGUUGGGGCACAGAGAACCUGGACAACAUCGCUUUGUCCUCCAGCCCCAUUCACUCUGGCCAAUCCUCUCCGUGCCAUGAUCAUGGAGACCACAGCAGCUUCCUGGUCAGCUUCAUGGUGGAUGCUAGGGGCGGAGCCAUGCGUGGUUGCCGGCACAAUGGCCUACGCAUCAUCAUCCCUCCAAGGAAGUGCAGCGCUCCCACACGGGUGACGUGUCGACUGGUGAAGAGGCACCGACUGGCCACCAUGCCGCCCAUGGUGGAGGGGGAGGGUCUGGCCAGCAGGAUCAUCGAGGUGGGGCCGUCUGGAGCUCAGUUCCUCGGUAAACUCCACCUCCCAAAUGCCCCCCCACCUCUUAAUGAGGGGGAGAGUUUGGUUAGCAGAAUCCUGCAGCUUGGCCCGCCGGGGACAAAAUUCCUGGGUCCUGUGAUCGUGGAGAUCCCACACUUUGCUGCCUUGCGAGGUAAAGAGAGAGAGCUGGUCAUCCUGAGGAGCGAGACCGGAGAGAGCUGGAAGGAGCAUCACUGUGAGCACACACAGGAGGAGCUCAACCAGAUCCUCAACGGCAUGGACGAGGAGCUGGACUCACCGGAGGAGCUGGAGAGGAAGCGCAUUUGCCGCAUCAUCACUAGAGAUUUCCCACAAUACUUUGCGGUGGUGUCACGCGUCAAGCAGGACAGUAACCUGAUUGGUCCCGAAGGAGGCAUCCUGAGCAGCACUGUUGUACCCCAAGUACAGGCCGUGUUUCCUGAGGGGGCGCUCACCAAAAGGAUCAGGGUCGGACUACAGACCCAGCCGGUGAAUGUGGAUGUAGUGAGGAAGAUCCUCGGGAACAAGGCCACCUUCAGCCCCAUCGUCACCCUCGAGCCCCGCAGGAGGAAGUUCCAUAAACCCAUCACCAUGACCAUCCCCGUCCCCAAGAGCAACUCUGACCCCGUCCUCAACGGCUUCGGAGGGGACACGCCCACUUUACGACUCCUCUGUAGUAUCACAGGUGGAACCACGCCGGCUCAAUGGGAGGACAUAACAGGAACCACUCCGUUAACGUUCAUCAAUGACUGUGUUUCCUUCACCACCAAUGUUUCUGCACGAUUCUGGCUCAUAGACUGUCGACAAGUCCAGGAAUCUGUCAACUUCUCCACCCAGGUGUACCGGGAGAUCAUCUGCGUCCCCUACAUGGCAAAGUUCGUCAUCUUUGCAAAGACCCACGAUCCCAUCGAGGCACGCCUCCGCUGCUUCUGCAUGACGGACGACAAGAUCGACAAGACCCUGGAGCAGCAGGAGAACUUCACAGAGGUGGCCCGCAGCCGAGACGUAGAGGUCCUGGAAGGCAAACCCAUCUAUGCAGACUGCUUUGGAAACCUUGUUCCCCUCACCAAAAGUGGCCAACACCAUCUCUUCAGCUUCUUUGCCUUUAAGGAGAACAGACUCGCACUCUUCAUCAAAAUCAGAGACAACACUCAGGAGCCGUGUGGCCGUCUGUCAUUUAUGAAAGAACCCAGAAACUACAGGUCACUCGCACAAAACGCCAUCUGCAACCUCAACAUCACACUCCCAUCAUACUGCAAGGAUUCAGAUUCAGACCAAGAGCAAGAGGAAGAGGUCAGCAGGACGCAAGAGAAAUAUGAAGAGACGGAGACAUCAGUCCUGAAAUCAGAGCUGAUCCGAGAACCAGACCUCCUAUCCGACGUGUCAGAGAUGAAACAGGAUUUGAUUAAAAUGACGGCCAUCUUGACCGCAGACUCGACAGAGAAAUCCUCUUCUUUAAGAGGGUGUGGUCUAGAGGCUGAGGAUGUUUCCGGAGAGCCGUUAGAAAUAAUGGAGAAGGACUUAGAGAAAGUCAAAGAGGACCUAGAGAAAGUCAGUGAGAUACUGAGGAGCGGAACAUAUGAGGGUGAAGCUGCAGCGGAGUUAGCAAAAGCAGCUAGAAUGGCAGAGGAGUGGGUUCUCCUCUCAGACAGCGAGAUAGAGGAGGCCAAAAGGAUGGCAAAAUUAGAAACUCAAGAGCCUGUCUUACGGGAGACUAGAGCAAACAGAGGGGCUCCCAGGCCUAAAGCCAUAAAGGACAGUGGUGACCUUAAAGAAUACCUCCUGGAUGCACCGGUCAGCUCCAAAACAAAAGCUAAAAAAGAGCCAGCUGCUCAAGAAAAAUUCACCGAUGUUGUUCUCCGCAAAGGUGCAAAACCAACCACUCCAACCAAAGCGCAGGACAAAACUGCUGCUGGUAAUGUUAAAAAGCCAGUCAGGAGAAAGGGAAAAGACCAGGUAGAGGAGUCGACAGAUGCAGGUGCUCUGCUUAGUGUGCCUACAGCCCCUUCCCCAGCAUCACCUGUAUCCCCGGUGGUUGAAGAAACUCCCAUUGGGUCAAUAAAGGACAAAGUCAAAGCCUUACAACAAAAAGUAGAGGCAGAGCAAAAGAGCAAAAAAGUCACUGGAAGCAAGCCUUCACAAUUGCCUGUUAUAAGCAAACCUUCUCCAAAAGCCAAAGAAAGCCCUAAAUCAAAACAGGGCCCGCCUAAAUCCCCCAAAGCUGAAUCUGAAAAACUUGAGGAGACCAUGUCAGUUAAGGAACUCAUGCAAGCCUUCCAGACGGGGCAGGACCCCUCAAAGAGAAAAUCUGGGUUAUUUGAGCUCAAGUCAUCCACAACGUCAAAAUCAGAGAAAACAACUAAAUCAGAAACCAUCCAGUCAAAAUCAUCAGCCAAAGCUGCAACCUCACGAGUCUCUCAAGAACGAGAAGUGUCUUUGGAUUCCAAACCUCGCAAGAAAGCUGCUGAGGCCACUCAGCAGGACAAAGAGAAAGAAACCAAACCAGUUGCUGGCACCCAUUCAGAGCUAACUGAAACUGUAGACUUUGGAAAUAGUGGCCUUGAUGAUAGCUCUGACAGCUCCAAACAUGAGGGUGUGGCAGAGUCACUAAGUGCCAGUUCAGGAGAUGCAACCCCUCAAAUGAGCUCCGAGGACAGUUUCAAACACGAGGGUCUUGCUACUCCAAGCACAAGCCCAGAAAGUCUUUGCCUUUCUCCAAAAACUGGACAGCAGUCGUCUAUAACAUCUGAAACAGUCAAAAAAGAGAGUAAAGAGACAGAGCAGUCUGCAGACUCUGGAGUAGGGACCACUGGUGCCCAACUCUCUACAGAAUUGGCCCUCCCUGCCUCUUCCAGCGAGGCUGCUGAAGACCACGCUACAAGUGAGUCUAUUUCUGUUAGGAGGAGUGAGCCUAAGCCAGCCAAACCUCAAAAGCUUACAAAGAGAGUUUCAGAGACUGUAGAAACGUUUCUUAGCGAUGACGACAGCCCUGUUCGUCAGCUAGAAUUGCCUUUAGUUGGUUCUUCAACCUCGUUAUCCUCUUUUCAGCGUCAUGAUAGCUUAGAGCUGGCUUUAAAGCAGGACUCCGAUGCCCUCAGUCCAUUAGCUGACGACUCUUUGACAAUAAGCCACAGAGACUCUCUAGAUGGUAGUCCUCUCAUGGACGAAAACUCCUCCCAUAAAUCCCCAGACUCCAUUGAACCUAGCCCAACCAGGGAAUCCCCCCCUCAUGACUCAUUAGAGAGUAGCCCUGUAGAGCAAAAAAGCCACCCAUCUUUCCCAUCAGCUCUAGGUCCAUCUAGUGAACCCUCUAGCCAUCCAGAGCCUUCCAAAGCUACAGAGUUCCCCCAAGAUGCUUUGCGUGGUAGGCUGCUCCGAGACCAUGAGCCUAGUGCUGAUGAUGACAGUUGUGAGCAGACGUCUCAGAUGACAAGUUCGGGUAAGAGUCCCCUCUCUCCUGACACUCCUAGUUCUGAAGAGGUAAGUUAUGACGUAAACCCCAAUCCCCCAGACCAUUCAUUCCUAACUGUUCCAUCCACAUCGGCUGUCAUCCCCGAAGACCCAGAAGAAGAGGAGACAUCAGACAGCUAUGAAGCUCAGAGAAAAAUUACUCCAGAGGAGGAAAUGUUUAAGAUGGCAGCCAAAAUAAAAACAUUUGAUGAAAUGGAACAAGACGCAAGGAGCAAAAAGAACUCUAGAAAAGAUGCCAAAAUAGGGGAUGACAGCUAUGAAAAGUUAGACUCCACAACAGGUUUGCAUGAAGGAUCCCACAGCAAAGAGGUCAAGAGCACAACAACAGCCAAUGUAACUUCAGAGGGAUCUCACUCUGUCUCAGACAAGCAUCAUUCAAAGUCAAAUCUGGAAACUGCACCGGAACAUAGUGUCCCACAGUCUGUAAAACCUGUUGAAGACAGCACUGCGAAAAAGGCUGCUGCAACGCCAAGCGCUUCUAACAGGACUGAUGAGCAAAAGGAGGAGAGUUUGAGGAAGUUUAAAGAAACCAAAGGAGAUGAUAAGGACGGUCAAGAGUCAGAUGGUAGCAAUCGGCAGACCGGUGUGCUAAAACAAGGCAAUAAUGUAACAGAUGAAGUGAAAGGAGAUAAAAAGGGGCCCACAGGAGCGCCAGAGGCUGGACACAGUGCAACUGGUGCCUUGACUCUAACAACAGAAAAGUUCAAACCGGAGGUGUGUAUCUAUGACGACACAGAAGAGGAUGAUGAGGGAAUAGAGCCUCCGAGAACUGAAUCAAAAGGAGUCACUGCACGAGCAGACACCGACUCGUGGUCAGCCAUGAGGGAGGACGACGCCACGUUUGAAGCUCGUGUUAAAGAAGAGGAACAGAAAAUACUAAAUCUGGUAGUGGACCGUCAGUCUCUACAAACAACUCCAGACACAACACCUGGUAGAACUCCAACAGAAGAAAGCACACCCACCAGUGAGCCCAACCCUUUCCUGUUUCAGGAGGGGAAGCUCUUUGAAAUGACCCGAAGUGGUGCUAUAGAUAUGACUAAGAGGAGCUACGAAGAAGAGGGUGCUGGGUUUGCCUUUUUCCAAUUAGGUGAACAGCCUGUAGAGGAGCCUCCUUUAGAAGAGGCCAGGCAAGAAAGUAUAGGAGCAGCAGCAGAACCUGAAGUUGGCCUCAAUCUAACAUUAGAGAUUAAAACUGAUGAGCCUGAGAAACCAAAAGAAAAAAAUGAUUCUCAGCUUCAGUCCCCACCUGAAGGUGACCAGCAAACCUCUAAAUCUGAUACCUCCAAAUCUAAAAUCCCUAAAAUGGGCAUAGCAGCUUCAGCCAAACCUACAAAGAAAGAUCAGACAUCCCCUGAAAGUCUAGAAGCUAAAAAAGAGAAAAAGAUCAAUGAAGCAAGCUUAGAUUUAGACACAAGUUCCCCUGACCAGCUGAUAACAAAUGUACAGACAGCAGAAACAACAGUCACUAGAUCAGUUUACCCUGAGCAAGGACAGGAGUCCUCUGAUUCAUCCCCAGAGGAACCACAGUCAGUGAUAGAAGCCCCAAAAAACACAGGAAAGUCCAAACAAAAUGCUUCCAGUAGUGUUAAAAAGACCCCUGUCAAAACACCCGCUAAAUCUGCUCCUCAAGGUCGGGGUAAAUCCUCAAUCCCCUCUCCAUCCCAUUCAACCCCCUCUUCAACCACUCUCAGAAAAGAGCCCUCUUUCACUUCAGAAUCUAAAUCUAGAAUUCCCGUCAAGGCUAGCGCUCCAAAGCCUGACUCAAAUGUCAAACGUGCUGAAUCCACUCAGGACAAAAAGCUGAAGGUCCCUGUCAAAAAGGAUCCAAGAAGAAAAUCUGAGACAGAUGCAGGUCCCUCUGUUGAUGUCAAAACCAAGACAUCUUCUCCCAAAGCCAAGAGCUUCUGUGAGGGAGAGUCUACCAGGCCGUCUGCUAAAAAAGAGGGUCGCCCAUUGAGCGCAGAAUCAGCAAAAUCUAAAAGCUUCCAGUCCAGGUUGCCAGUUCGAGGAAAAAGCGGUCAGACAUCUCCUCUGACGACGCCGACUAAAGAGAAAGUCGAGCCACAAAAACAGUCCAUUGAAUGCUUCGAAGAGAUAGCCGAUGAAGCAGCAAAACUUGUGGCGAGGUUGGCACAGGCAGAGACAGAACGGGAAGCUGCAGCGGCCAUCUCAGACGAUGAGAGCAGUCUCAUUGAUACGUCAAUCAUAGAAAGAGAAACUUUCCCUGAGAUGCAGUUCCCUCCCUCAGGAGACGUCUUUCCCAUUAGACCACUGUGGGACGACCCUGUUGAGACACAGAUGCAGCGAAUCCCAGACGAUAAAGUCCAAAGUCAAGUAGAUCCACAGGAUGAAGCAGAGAGAAAAGAGCAACGGUUGGCCAUUAUAGCCGACCAUCUGGGCUUCAGCUGGACAGAGCUGGCACGAGAACUGGAGUUUAGUGAGGAGAGAAUUAACCUGGUACGGAUUCAAAACCCCAACUCUCUUCAAGAUCAAAGCCACGCCCUUUUGAAACUUUGGGCAGAGAGGGAGGGAAAGCACUCCGAUGAGACGACGCUGAUCAAAAGACUGACUAAGAUCAACCGAAUGGACAUAGUUCACCUCAUUGAGACCAAGAUCAACAAGUCCCAUCAAGACGAGACGUCAUCACAUACCUAUGCAGAAAUAGAGAGGACCAUAGCUCUGGAUCAUAGUGAAGGUUUCUCUGCCCUUCAUGAAGACAUUGACAGCCCAAGACCAGGCAGGCGCACCGAGGCCACACGAAGGAGUCCAGGCUCUGGACAAGACGUUCCCAUGGUGUCAGCAGAGGAACUUUCCUGUAGUUUGUCAUCACUUCACGACACAACGGGACGAUCAGAGGCGGAUUCCACAGCGAGAGGCCUUCUGAGAAACACACAGAAAGAGAAACUACAGAAAGAGAUGGAGACAGCAUACUCAUCAGAAAGAGUGUAUGAGGAAGUGGCAGACACGGUACACACAGGCAGUUUCAAACAAGAGAUAGCGGAGGAGCUAGGGUUUCUGUCCUCUGAUAGCUCAGAGGAGGAGGUGCUGACCACCAGGGUGGUCCGACGCAGAGUUAUCAUCCAGGCGGAUAAUCUCCCAGACAUCCCACUACAGACCGUCACAGAAGAGAAGUACACAGACGAGCACGGGAACAUGGUCGUGAAGAAGAUCACGCGGAAGGUGAUUCAUAAGUAUGUGUCAGCUGACGGCAUGGAGACGCAGGAAGUGACCAUAGAGGGCUCUCGCCAGGAGUCGGUGCAGAUCGAGGAGGGGGACACCGUCUCCAGAGUGGUGAAGAGAACGGUGCUUCGUAGUGAGGGAGACCAGAAAGAGUUGACGUUCUCGGAGCCCCGCGCAGCCACCGCAUCAGAGUUUGAGGCUGAGCCAGUGCAAGGUCGAAAGGUCAGCAAGGUUGUCAAGACAACAGUGGUGAGAGGGGAGAGGAUGGAGAAGCAGACGGGAGACCCCUCACUGGCUUCAGAUCUCCCCUCAGCCCGGGAGGACUUUGAGAAGGCGUUGAGCUAUGCUGGAGGUUUUGGGAAAGUGCUCGUGCCUUAUGUAGUAGAGAAAGAGAUUGUGCAGGACGACGGUUCUGUGGUCAAAAGAAGCCAAAUGCGUAAGUCUCGGACCCAGAAGAGGACUGUGGUGAGGGAUGCCCAAGGGAAGCACGUGCACCUGGAGCGUCUGGACGAUACCCCGGACGCUCUGCAGCCCGACGCCCUGCAGCAGCACCUGCACCAACUGCUCCAACGCUACUGUGAGGAUGACCAGGAGGAGGAGGAGGAGGAGGAGGAGGAGGAGGAGGAGUUCUUUGACUGAGCCGCUGCUCCUUACAUCUUCCACUGAAGCCUUUGGUGUUGUCCGCUGCCUCUGAUCCAGAUGUCCCCCUUCUUGUUGUCCUCGCUGAUCACUGGAUUUCUCUUUUUUCGUUCAAUAACAGAACAGUGUUUCUAUGCUUUUCCUCCACGUCGUGUUUCUUUUGCUCUUUUUGUGACCAAAGAUAGCACCCUUCUUUUUUUGUCGAAUGACGUUUUUUUUUUUUUUACCUUCUGGCUGCUUGUGGUUGUAUUUACGGUACGACGCACCAAAGGUUGAUCAAAGUCAAAGAGGGCAUCUCGGACGUUUCACCUCACGCACGGGCCUCUUCUUGAAGAACUCUUGUACACAUUUGUAAAUAGACGAGAUGAAGAAGAAAAAAUCACGCUUGGACUGUGUUGGGGAAAAAAAGUCCAAAAAAAGUUCAAAGCAUUUAAUACAUUAGCCCACCUAGACCUGCUGUACAUGCACCGAUUCAGCUGGAGAAUGGCCACCGAACAGAUGAGAUUAAUGUUACAAAGGAAUCUGGAAGAGUGAAUGUGUGUAUCCUCAUGGACUCCUUAAACAUUCAAACAUCACCCUGCUGAUCUGUUUACACACCUCUCGUCUUCCCACCAUGCACCUGCCUCUUACUUUUAUUUAUGUCCUUCUUUCUGGUGUGUGUCGUGUGUUCACAUUUGAUCUGUCGCAGAGCUGCCGUCUCUGUGCUCGUGUAUAUACGGUGUGUCUAUAGAGAGAGAAAGAAAGUAGUGAUGACUGUUUUGAUGCAGAGCGAGCACUUACUGCCCCCCCCCCCCCCCCCCACUGCUGUCCUCGUAGCUCCACCCUCACCUGUGCUGCUUCUCCUCACCUCAAACUGAAGCUCACACACACUCCCUCCAUCUUUUAACAGAUAACUAUGAAUUAACUCAACAAAUCCCAUGUGGAGAACCAAAACAACAAUCCAUCUAAAUUUAUAACCUGUUCUUUUUAAGUCUCAGAAACCUGAUAAAUAUCUUUUCCCUGCACCAGAUUCCAACUACGGCCAUUUAGCUCUGAUGACCUGCUCAUGGUAGGAAGCUCAAAUUUUGUUUUUUCAUUGCACUAAUGCAUUUUAGGUAAAAGAAAUGCAAAUAAUCAUACAACUCAUUCACUCGUUUUUGAUUCAUCAGCAACCCUAAGACAACGGGAAGUGAAAUUCAAGCGGGACAUCCGCUCUUAUUUCCAGUUAAACGUAUUUAAGAACUAUUAAGGCUAACGUUAGCGUUUAAUCAAUCGCAGUAGAUAUUAGGAAUAUUUAACUUUCUAUCUCAUAUUGAAGUGUUUCAACAAAUUCCCGGCUAACCGUUAUUAUACAAUAACAUACAUUCUUUUGGUUCCCUCGUUGAAGUCACAGUAACCAACCUAAGCAAGUAUGCUAAAUGAAAAGCUAAUGUUGGCAUUCAACCUUAUCCUCGCUAACAUUAACUCGACUCACCUUGAAUUAUAGAGCAUCUUUUCCAAUUCAAAUUCAAAAAACUUCAUUAUUCCCCGGGAGGCGAUUAAAAGGCACGUAGAGCAUGAAGAUAAAAACAAGGAGCAGCAAUGACGAGGUCGACUGAAAAUAUAAAUUGAAAUACAAAAUAGAUCAAGUAGACUAAAGAAAUCAGUGGAAAGUGAUCGUGCUAACAGCGGGAGACAUUUUAAAUUGCAACAAAGAAUUCAAUUUUUUAGAGACUUAAAAAUGUAAUUAUAAACAUUAAAAUGUCAGAAAUAAAUGAAUACAAGUCGAAUCAGACAAAGUUUUAAGUGAUUAAGCUCUGAAUAAAAUAAAAUGUUAAAAACAUGGCAGAAAGCUAGAAAAUCAUAAAAUGACUCCAAAAUAAAAAGCUCCUUCAAGAGCUGGCCAAGACAGCAGCGUCAAAGUUCCAGACAGAGAACAAAAGAAAGACAAGAAAGAGAUAUUACAUCAAUCAACAAAUCAGAAGCAUUAAGCAGAGAAACAUGAGCAUACAGUCGUCAAUGGUGUUUUAACAGCAGGUUCCACCAGCUGAAGUCACGAGCGCUUUAGUAAGCAUGAAACCGAUUGCAAUAGCAAACGUAGUAUUUUAAAAACUUCAAGCUAACACUAGUCUCACAACCUGCGAUGAAAAAGGCAUAAAUUCCUAGCUAACAGUAGCUAAUAGUAAUGUUUGAUGUAAACUUAGGAAGUUUCUGCAGCUACGUCACAAGAGCCAAAUGAAGCAUAAAUCUGAUUUCAACAGCAGACUGUUUAAAAAAGUGUGUCAGCCUGUUUCUACAUAGAUACAGAACGCUAAGUUAAUGCUAACUUCAGCAUCUAAAUGUUUCCAAAAACUUACAUUAGCUUUCUACACCUGGCUAGCUCACAUUUCUAUUUAACCCGAGCUAACACUAAUGUAUGUUAUCUUUAUUAGAAAUUACCGUUAGCUGGGAAUUGUUUAAAGUUGACCUUUUAAUGCUGAUCUCCAUUUUCAAACUCUCAUAUAGUGGUUGAAUGCUAACAUUAACGAUUGUCUAACAGUAUCUAAACUGUCAUAAAGUAGCAAACCUGAGUUUAACAACCCAUUGAUCUGAGGACUUUGCAUUGUUGGUUUUGGUUCUUUUUAUGGGGUUUGUUGACUUUUAUAAAAUGAAGCAUAACACCAGACGUAUCCUUAUCAGACACCUCAUUACAUAAACAUGCUCUGCUUUAAAAUGCUGUUGUUGAUUUUUACAUUUUCUGUCUCGUUAUCUCUGCUAUCAAACCAUCAACACAUCCACUGAAAGUCCAGAAAAUGUCUCCAGUUAUAACACGCACACUUCCUUAUUUAUUUAUAGCCGUCCAUUUGUGAUCCGUGUUUAACUCCAGCCGCUGACGCUGAGAGACGUGUGUUUGAGUGUGUGUGUUUGAAUGUGUUUUAAAAGCUUCAAAACAAAUGAUUUCUUUUCUCUUUUGUUUUAUUUUGGUUGCCAUGGCAGACAAACCGGAUUUGAUUGAAUCGUUGUACAGACUGAAUAAGUACGUUUGGUGUUCAUCUACAGCUGAGAAUUUAUGUAACAAGAUGAUCCUCACGCUGCCGUUUUGUUUGAUCCGAUGGAAGAAUAAAAGAAACGUCAUUGAUUUGAUAAAUCAGCAUCUUGUUUCCAUUGUGAUAACAAUAUAUACAUAUUAACAGUGCGAGUAUCUAUGCGGGCAUGUACGACUUUAUCAAAUGAUUACUAAAAUAAAAACAUGAACCUGAAACGCUAACCAGGCAUAGCAGCUGCAGUGUGUACAUGGCAGAACAAUAAAACUGUUCAUGUGUUAAAAGUG